Molecule: messenger RNA, 1694 nt
Organism: Raphanus sativus (radish)
Lineage: Eukaryota; Viridiplantae; Streptophyta; Magnoliopsida; Brassicales; Brassicaceae
Product: serine carboxypeptidase-like 29
Exons: 9
Coding region: 77-1507 (476 amino acids)
Biological process (GO): proteolysis
Cellular component (GO): vacuole
Molecular function (GO): serine-type carboxypeptidase activity
Source: RefSeq, a predicted model, not a curated record
ACACAUGCUUUCUAAUCUCCAGCCCUUAAAAAUGCAAAAAUGAUCUUGUGCAAGGUUUAACCAAAAAACAACAACGAUGGCUAAAACCAGAGGAUCUUGUUUUGUCAUCAUCGCUCUUAUAGUGAUCACCAAUCUGUGUAUCUGUGAAGCUGUCUUGUCUCAGAAAGAAGAGGACAAGGUCUCUAAACUGCCUGGUCAGAACUUCAACGUUGACUUCGCUCACUACUCUGGGUUUAUUACUACUAACGAGAAACUGGGAAGAGCACUCUUCUACUGGUUCUUUGAAGCCGCCGAUGAUGCUGCCUCCAAACCCCUCGUUCUCUGGCUCAAUGGAGGACCAGGAUGUUCAUCUGUUGCAUAUGGUGAAGCAGAAGAGAUAGGACCUUUUCACAUUAAGUCAGAUGGGAAGACUCUUUACCUUAAUCAAUACUCUUGGAACCAAGCUGCGAAUAUUUUGUUCCUGGAUGCACCUGUAGGAGUUGGCUAUUCAUACUCAAACACUUCAUCUGAUUUGAGUAGCAAUGGUGAUAAGAGAACUGCUCAAGACUCACUGAAGUUUCUGCUGAAAUGGGUUGAGCGUUAUCCUGAGUAUAAAGGAAGAGAGUUUUACAUAGUUGGAGAGAGCUAUGCAGGGCAUUACGUUCCUCAGCUGAGUCAAGCCAUUGUAAGACAUAACCAAGCUUCUGGCGACAACACUAUUAAUCUUAAGGGUUACAUGGUAGGAAAUGGACUGAUGGAUGAUUUCCAUGACAGGCUUGGUCUUUUCCAAUACAUUUGGUCGUUGGGUUUUAUCUCUGACCAAACAUAUAGCUUACUGAAACUUCAGUGUGGUUUUGAAUCUUUUGUUCACUCCUCCAAAGCGUGUGAUAAGGUUCUGGAGUUAGCUGACAAGGAAAUAGGUAACAUAGACCAAUACAGCGUCUUCACACCGGCAUGUAUUGCUAAUGCUACCCAGUCAAAAAUGUUGCUGAAGAAAAGACCAAUGACUAGCCGGGUGAGUGAGCAGUAUGAUCCAUGCACGGAGAAACACUCUAGAGUGUAUUUCAAUCUUCCAGAGGUUCAAGAAGCUCUCCAUGUCCCGCCAGGACUUGCACCAUCCAAAUGGGAUACUUGCAGUGAUGUAGUGAAUGAACACUGGAAGGACUCUGCUUCCUCGGUUCUGAACAUUUACCACGAGCUUAUAGCUGCAGGGCUACGCAUUUGGGUUUUCAGUGGAGACGCAGAUGCUGUUGUACCAGUGACAUCAACCCGGUACAGCAUAGAUGCACUAAACCUGCGUCCAUUGAGUACUUACGGUCCUUGGUACAUAGACGGACAGGUGGGAGGGUGGACUCAGCAGUAUGCUGGUCUAAACUUUGUGACAGUGAGAGGAGCAGGACAUGAGGUUCCUUUGCAUAGACCGAAGGAGGCUCUUGCGCUCUUCAAAGCUUUUAUAUCUGGAACACAGCUGUCAAUACCCGAGAGCAGCAUCAGGAAAGACAUGCCUGAACUCGUUAGUGACUCAUGAUGAGUGGGAUUCUGACUCAGAAAUCUUUCAGUUAUUGAAUGAAGAAAAAUAGAGAAUAAUGACUAUGACUUGAAGUUUCAAGUGUUUCGUUUGAAUUGGUUCUUCUGGUUGUUUGUUUAAAACAUUUAAUGUUGGAUUAUACUACUUUCUCAGUUUCAAAUUAAUCCAUGUUUUGGAUUUUUCAUAA